Messenger RNA from Cydia pomonella (codling moth), 1775 nucleotides. Its product is annotated as BPTI/Kunitz domain-containing protein-like. Lineage: Eukaryota; Metazoa; Arthropoda; Insecta; Lepidoptera; Tortricidae. Bases 1179 to 1775 code for a protein of 198 amino acids. Gene Ontology annotation, molecular function: serine-type endopeptidase inhibitor activity. The transcript is spliced from 4 exons. The record is from RefSeq and is a predicted model, not a curated record.
GCAGGAAAUACCCAAAAACUAUACUUAAAUUAAAAUCAUAAGAUUGACGUUGCUAUAGUUUGGCCCAGAACUGGACAUUUCUAACAUAGACAGGGAGAAAUAUAAUGUCGCACCCAAAAGAAAAGGAAGAGUUUUCUUUGUUGAUCCUGACUGAAAAGUUGUUUUUGCCAGACUUUAUAAUAAUUACAUUAUUAUAAAUUAUUAAAACCUUAGACCAAUUAUGUCUUUCAAUGCUUAGGUGUCCAAUGUUACUUUUUAUCUUUUUCAAAAGUUAAUUAAUAAAAUCCCCAUCCUGAAAUGCAGUGCCUCUGAAGCCCUGUUACACUUUCAGUAUUCGACGAAAUUUAAUAAUACUUAUUCAUAAAUAUCUCGCAAUGUGUACGUCCAUAUAUGUGCUUCUCUAAAUCUGCGCCUGUUUCAAAUGUUUUAAUAACAGACUUGCUAAACUCAGGAAAUAACAGUAUAUUUUGACUUAAGCAGCUGUAUCUUGUCUGCAGCUGAAGCAGCCGUAGUCUCAUUUACGCGGAGUUUGGGAGUUCGUUAGUAUUUUGUCUUGGCUGCUUUAAUUUAUGGAUGUAUUAUAAAGUUCGCCAGCGUCUUGCCUAUACGUUACGUAAAAGGCUUCAAAAACUGUAUACGCCUACCGUAUAUAUAGAAUUUCGAGACGAGCGAUAUUAGGGUACGUAUAAAGUUUUACCCUUAUUAGUCUUCAGAAAGUAAUUAGGCACGAUUUCUUUGUUGGUGCUAUAUUGAGUUAGAGCUCAUUAUGUUAUCAUAAUUAUUUACUGGCUGAGUACUUAGUUUUAGGCAGUCGACUCUAAUUCGUAAUUUUUUGCGAAACCAGCAAAUGUCAUUCCAAUCAAAUAUAGUGGUUUUUUUUAAAAGUUUAACGAGAAGAAUCUAUUUUUUUCCUUUAAAUAAAAGGUACCUAAGUUCAGUCAAAAAGUUUGGAGUGUUACAUCAACCAGGAUAAAAUUCUCCGCAAGCGAAGUUUGAACUAUUGCUUGUAUCAGAAUACAUAAAAUUACAUUUUUAUGCAUCAUAAAUUUAAUUCAAAGUAAAACAUAUUAUUUGCAAUAACAUUCGCAUCAAUACUAUGCAAUAAAAGAAAUAUUAUUUCCUACCUCGCAAACAUUUACCGUUAAAAAAGUAUAUCGUGUUCGAUAUUGUGGUAAAAUAUGAUGUAUAAAUGGCUGUUGUUUAUACUUUUACUUAGUUUUUCUUGUACAAAUGGAAAAAUAUCUUAUAAUACAUUACGAUCGGCGGUAUUUAGUAGAGCAACCGUACAUACACCAGAAGUUAUCAACAAAAUAUGUCUCCUGAUACCGGACGAAGGGCCGUGUCGCGCCGAAAUACAGAUGUACUACUUCACGCCGGAGACAAUGAACUGCAGUACUUUCCGCUGGGGGGGCUGCCAGGGCAAUGGCAACCGGUUUGACACCCUCGGCCAAUGUUUGACUACCUGCUUAAGCCAGCCUGGGCAACAGAAGGGCCGCCCAACCUACUGUAGCCUGAGCUUUGACUACGGCUUCUGUUUUGGUGCAGACAAGAGAUGGUAUUAUGACGAAAAAUGGCGCGUCUGUAGAGAAACCAUUUACUCCGGCUGUGGCGGAAACAAGAACAACUUCUACAGCCAAGAAGGAUGCGAAUCAAUCUGCCGGUUUGGUAAUGGUCCACCAGCACAAGAAGAAGGAAAUGAUGGCAAAUUAAAGAAGGUAUUGAUUAUAAACCCGUUCGAUCGAACCACUGCACGAAGCAAAGAUCAACUUGGCUAA